Podarcis raffonei (Aeolian wall lizard) is the source of this 2295-nucleotide messenger RNA. RefSeq names its product olfactory receptor 11L1-like. The coding region runs from base 783 to 1931 and encodes 382 amino acids. NCBI's taxonomy places the organism in Eukaryota, Metazoa, Chordata, Lepidosauria, Squamata, Lacertidae. Gene Ontology annotation, cellular component: membrane. The record is from RefSeq and is a predicted model, not a curated record. The transcript has a single exon. Gene Ontology annotation, molecular function: olfactory receptor activity; G protein-coupled receptor activity. Gene Ontology annotation, biological process: G protein-coupled receptor signaling pathway.
CAACUGGUGUCCCAUCUUCUUUUUAGUUUUCUGAUUAAUAUUGUUUUGUUUUGUCUCAUACUUUUAUCAAUGUAGUUUAUGUUAUGUACACGGAAAAGAAUAUGGAACCUUUUUAUAUUUUGUUUAUGCUUUGAUUCUUCAAGACAUGAGGGGCAGGGGAUUAAGUUCUCUCUGUGAAGUCUUGCAACUUGAAAUCAAAUGUCAAGACUGGGGAAGGAAUAAUUUAUGUUCAACAAGGAGCAAUAGGAGUUUCUUUCCCCAGUAUCUCCAAGUAGGGCUGCAAGAUACUGGUAAUCCUUCCUGAAACUCUGAAGAACCACUUCCAGUCAGUGUAGACAAAACUGAGCUAGAUGGGAAGAUGGUCUGACUCAACAUAAGGCAACUUCCACUGCGACCAUGCUAAUACUCCAACUAAGAGGUUGGAGAUGGAGGCUUGACUGAGUCGUGCCUAUUAGGAACUUGGGUUCCACCAAAGUAAGAUUUUGAAUUGUUGAACCAAUCUCAGAAGGUGAUUCACAUAACUAUAUCCCGGUGGUUUCAAAAUGCUGUUGAAUAGGUUUUGUGAAUGAUUCAACACUUGUCCACUUUGUGAGUCACUACAACCAGGCUUAACCCAUCCUUGGAAAAACGUCAAUAAUAGGGUGAAUUGUGAUUUUGGAAAAAAUAUACAAUGUCCAUUACACAUUCUAAAUGACCAAAAAGCCAAACUGGGUUGACUUCAUUAUAUGCAAAUGUCUAUGAUUGAAACUUGAAACUUACUUGUAUCAUCAUGAGACAGAAUUAUGGCUUUGUUCAAACCAAAGAUCAUGAAAGUGGACUCAGAUGUCCUUGAUCUGGUUAUUAGAACAGCAAAUGUUGGGAUUUUCCAUUUGGUAUCUCUUUAUCACCAACACAUCUUUGUCUGUUUCUCUCCCCCUCCUCCUGUUUUUGAUGCUGGCUGUACAUGCAACACCAAGACUAUGCUGAACAACACCUCGGCCCCUGAAUUCAUCCUACUGGGCUUCUCUGGAUUCCAGGAGUUUCAGACCCUGUUGUUCUUCAGUUUCUUGGUAGUCUACCUCUUCAUUCUCCUUGGCAAUGCCUUGAUCAUUCUCCUCUCAAAUAUGGAUGUGGCUCUACAUGUCCCCAUGUACUUCUUCCUGAGCAAUUUCUCAUUCCUAGAGAUGUGCUACACCUCAGUCACAGUUCCCUGGCUGCUGGGGGGCUUUCUCAAUGGCCCCCAAGCCGUCUCCUUGCAGGCUUGCAUCACCCAGAUGUAUUUCUUCUUCUCGCUUGGUACCACAGAAUUUUUCCUCUUGGCUAUUAUGGCCUAUGACAGGUACUUAGCCAUCUGCCAGCCACUGCAGUAUCCUGUGCUCAUGAACAGCUGUGUCUGUGCUUGCCUAGCCUGCAGUUGCUGGCUGGGGGGCUUCCUGACCCCCUUCUUGCCCAUAGCCUUCAUCUCCCAGCUCCCCUUCAAUGGCAGCAACCAGAUCAACCACUUCUUCUGUGACACGAGCCCCUUAAUUAACUUAUCGACUGGAGACACCUUCAUGGCUGACACAAUGGUCUUUCUUGUCUCUGCAGUGAUUGUGCUUGUGUCCUUUCUCCUGACUUUGACUUCUUAUGCCCUGAUUGUUUCUACCAUCUUGGAUCUCCCAUCUGCUUCUGGAAGGCACAAGACCUUUUCCACAUGUGCCAGCCAUCUCACCGUGGUCACCAUCUUCUACAGCACUGUCAUCUUCAUGUACCUCUGUCCACAUUCCGGUCAGACUUCUGAACUGGAAAAAGUGGUAUCUGUGCUCUAUACUGUCAUCACCCCAGUGCUGAAUCCCAUCAUCUAUACCCUCAGGAACAAAGAUGUGAAAAAAGCCUUGGGAAAGGUCCUCAGCCGAGUAAAAAACACAUGUCUGAAGAACACACAGAGAACUGCCCUUAUUGUAUUGUCAUGAACCUCGGCAUACUCAAGUUGCUUGUGCAUUGCUGUGAAUUUGCACUGAGAAUUUUGUAACAAGACAGGUAUUUGUUAAAUGCAUUUUAGUUUAUAUUAAAACUACAUUUCAAGGUCUUUGUAAAGAAACAUGACGGCAUCCCAAAAGAGUCAUCUAAAAAUAAUUACAAGCAAUAUAUUAUCAACACACAAUUUGUGCUGAGCACUUGUCUGCAGGGGUCUUUUGUUGUUGGGGUCCAUUAUUCUUUCAGUGACAGACAUAAAAAAACUCAUGCACUAAAGCCAGGUUAGGGAGAUCUUUCAUAAGUUCAGGACAUUUCUUUUCUACGCAACUGUCAUUUUCUGAUAUAUUUACAUUACAGUAA